This is a messenger RNA of Monomorium pharaonis (pharaoh ant), 1122 nucleotides long. RefSeq names its product 18S rRNA aminocarboxypropyltransferase-like. Gene Ontology annotation, biological process: maturation of SSU-rRNA. The transcript has 4 exons. Bases 33 to 851 code for a protein of 272 amino acids. The record is from RefSeq and is a predicted model, not a curated record. NCBI's taxonomy places the organism in Eukaryota, Metazoa, Arthropoda, Insecta, Hymenoptera, Formicidae. Gene Ontology annotation, molecular function: rRNA small subunit aminocarboxypropyltransferase activity.
CAUCGGACAACGCGCUCGAGGUAUUUGAAUAAAUGUCGGGGCGUAGAAGGAAGGACAAGAAAAAAAUGCUGCAACGGAGGCCUCGUUACGUUCUCGGCAAGGAGCAGAGGUAUCAUCAGAAAAUGGACAGAGAGUCCGAGGGAUCAGACAAGGAAGAUGAUGACGAAGCAGAGAUGGUGGACGAGUGGCCGUUACCGUUUCCCGUGGCCAUGUGGUCUCUGGAACGUUGCAACCUCAAGAGUACAGGCAGGCAGCUGUUGAGGCAGGGUUUGACGAAGCUGCUGCGGCUGAAUAUGCGAUUUCCAGGCCUGUGCCUCAUUCCAAUGGGCAAAAAGAAUGUACAGCACGUGACCUCACUGGAUCGCAAGAUUGUGGAGAAGUAUGGCUGUGCCGUUGUGGACUGCAGUUGGUCGUUUUCAAACGACGCUCUCUUCAGCAAAUUGAAGACCGCCCAUCCUCGUAUACUGCCUUAUCUGUUCACUGCUGAUCCGAGGAACUUUGGAAAAAGAUGCCAGUUGAGUUGCGUAGAGGCAAUUGCAGCUACUUUAAUUAUAACGGGAUUUCCAGAUGAGGCUAAUUUGUAUCUUGAUAAGUUUCGCUGGGGACACUCGUUCUUAGAAUUGAAUGGUGAAUUGUUGGAGAAGUACGCUCGUUGCACAAGUACUGAAGAAGUGAUAGCGGUACAAGACAAGUUUAUAAAGGACACAUACCAAGAGAAGUUAGACAGAAAACAAGCGCUUCCUGACUUUCCACAAAGUGACACAGAAACAGAAGAAGAAAAAGAAAAGGAAGAUAAAGAUAACAGCAAAGUGUCCGAGAUAACUAAAGAACUAGCCAAUGCAAAAGUAUAAAGUAUAAAUAUCUAAUUGGUUGUAAUUAUAUUACACGAUCAAGUAAUCAAGCAAUUUUACAUAUUGUGAAUAUUUUGUACAUUUUGUUGAAAUAUUGAUUAUGUUACGUUAUAGAUUCAUAAUAUAAUUAACAUAUAAUUACGAAUCUAUAAUAUAUACAUAUAUAUUAAAAUUGUAAAAAAUAUAAAUAAUUUAUAUAUAAUAUUUAUAUAAUAUAUAUAUAUGUACAUUCUAUAGUAUAUGAUUAUAAAAAGCAAUAGAAAAGAAUCUU